Molecule: messenger RNA, 2268 nt
Organism: Camellia sinensis
Lineage: Eukaryota; Viridiplantae; Streptophyta; Magnoliopsida; Ericales; Theaceae
Source: RefSeq, a predicted model, not a curated record
UGGUUCUUCUUAUGGUGCAGUUGCUAUGCUAUUUGUCAAAGAAGAGGACCAACAACAAUGGAAUUCACAUCAAACAACACGAGGGAGAGUCUAAAAGUAUUAUGAAUACGUCCAUGGAAGAGCUAAUAAGCGACGCCAUCAUAGUUUUUAAGAAAAACAGCGGCAUAUUUAGUAGAAUAAUUGCUUUUCUUGGAGUGGUGUUGAUGGCAGUAAGAGAAGGUUUGAAUUUAGGGAUUUUCACCACUUUCUUGUAUUAAAAAAGAAGGUUAAAGAUUGAUCAUCAAGCCAUCAUUACAAACCUACCCGCCCUUGCAGGAUUAGGAUUGAUCACCACCAUCUACACCUGCGAAACCGUUGACCUGGCUUUAAGCAAAACAAGUAUGGCGGAUCUUUGGAUGGGUGGGAAAAUUGUCAAGGAGGCGACAAUGGAGCUAACUCAUGAACUCCUCGAUGCUUUACGUGAAGGGGUUGGCCACGUCACCGGGUCUGGUUCUUUCGAGGAUGCUUUACUUUGUUGGGCAAAGCUGUUAUUCGGCGUUAAAAUAGAGGAGUUGGUGCAAAGUUGCACUAUUCUUUACACUGAAGAAGAAGAAACCUCUACUGAUGGGAAUUGUUGCGGUUUAUUGCUGAGGAGGAACGGAGAUAAUAAGAAAAACAUCAUUCACAUGCACUGGAGAGGCAAUUCAAAGAUCGUGCUACCCAUGUGCUCACACUUCUACUCGUUGGACGGGUAACAGAAUUACAUAUAUGAAAACCAAAGAAUUGCUUUUGAGGAAAUCGGUGAGCGAAUUGCAAGUGAUUGUGUUCAUUGCGUUGCUUUUACUUACAAACAAGUUUUAAUGGAAGAAGGAGGAGGAGGAGAUGAUGAUGCUGAUGCUGAUGCUGAUGAGGAAGAACCACCCCCAAAACUCAUAAAACAAGAAGAUGACCUUGUUGAUGAUGAUGAUGAUGAAGAACCACCAAAAUUCAUAAAACAAGAAGAUGAUGAUGAAGAGCCCCCAAAACUCAUAAAACAAGAAAAACAAAAAGAACAAGAACCCCCAAAACUCAUAAGGCAAAAAAUGACAUUGUUGGGUUUUGUGGGAUUGAAGACUCCAUACCAGGAAGACCUAAAACAGGCCGUCAAAACUUGCCGAGAAGCUGGAGUUAACGUCACACUGAUACUAAAUCAUGACAAAAACAUUGCAACUUUCAUGGGUAUCAACAGUGGAGUUCUCAGCCGUAGCGAUGACAUCAGUAAAACAGUAGUUGAAGCUUCCGAAAUCCGAAACAUCCCGGAAAAUGACGAGAGCCACCAGAGGAGUGUCGAUGAUAUUCGGGUACUCGUAAAUUCCUCCCCAUCCGACAAGCUUCGAUUGAUCCAGUACUAGAGGCAACGUAGCAAAGUAAUAGCUGUCACCGGCCAGAGUACCAGAGAUUCCCCCGCUUUCAAAGAAGCCGACAUCGGGUUCUGGAUUGGAGACGGUGUGCCAAGGUGGUGGCGAAAGAGAGCUCCUCCGACAUUAUCAUGUUUUGCAGUUAUCAAGCGUGGAAGGUUUGUGUAUCACAACAUGGAGAAAUUUAUCCAGCUCCACCUAAUCGUCAACAUAGUCGGAGUCGCUAUCAACUUAAUCGCCACCAUACCCUCUGGCAACACGCCGCUAUCACACUUGGCGCCUUCGCUCUGGCCGCCUCCGAUCCACCUCCAGGGGAAACAAUUCCAUUGGCAUCAGCACUGCUGCCAUCGAAGGCCAUGUGGAGAAAUGUAUUGGUUCAAGUUGUGUACCAGAUUGGGAUUCUUUUGAUGUUGCAUUUCAAGGGAAAAACUAUUCUCCAUGUUGAUGAUGAUGUCAAGCAACAAUAGAUGUGAUUGUCUUCAGCACUUACGCCAUGUUCCAGGUUUUUGGUCUGCUAAACGCCAGUCAAAUAGAGAGGAGGAGGUGGAGGAAGGGGAAAAUAUUUUCCUGGAAAAACUUUUCCUAGAAAAUUUAUAGAAAUCGAUGGUUUGUGGGGGCAGCGGGGGCCACCGUCAUACUACAUUCGGUGGCGAUGGAGAUUGCAAUGGCUAAGCUCUGUGACAACAACGACAAGAUGAGGUUUAGAUUCCAGAAAGUGGCUUUUUUGCACCGGAGUAGCAGCACUGUCUUGGCCCAUUGGCUAUGUUACCAAGAGUAUUCCAGUUUGCUGAUGGAGCUGGAGAGGAGAGUUCGGCAUUGGUGGGCUUAAUCUGGAUCAUAUUGAUAAUUCAAAUUGUUAAUAUAUGGAAUUCAUUGAGUAUAUUAUUUUACA